Molecule: messenger RNA, 1427 nt
Organism: Tripterygium wilfordii
Lineage: Eukaryota; Viridiplantae; Streptophyta; Magnoliopsida; Celastrales; Celastraceae
Exons: 2
Coding region: 99-1289 (396 amino acids)
Source: RefSeq, a predicted model, not a curated record
UCACUUUCACUUUCCCCUUCGUUCUCUGUUUAUCUUGUCAAUCUAUAUUCUGUGUUUCUUUUCAUGGUAUCGGAGCUAGGUUGUGUUUUACUGUCAAGAUGUCUUCAACUUCAGGUUCAACUGAGGCUUCAUUGGUUGCUACAAGCGCAACAUCCGUCAAUCCAUAUGAUGAUCCGUUUCAUCUUUCAACAAGUGAUUAUGCUACCAGUCAACUAAUCUCUUUGAAUCUCACUAAUGAAAAUUAUCACAUAUGGAGUAGUACAAUACUAACAGCAUUGGAAGGAAGAAACAAGCAAGGACUAGUUGAUGACACUAUCAAAGCCCCAGAUGUUUCAGAUUCAAAGUAUGCCUCUUGGAGAAGAUGUAACAGUGUUGUUAUUACCUGGCUACGAAAUUGCAUGGAUUCAAAGAUUGCAGCUAGUCUAUCUAAGGUUGCCACUGCACGAGAUUUGUGGGUUGAGCUGGAGCACAGGUACUCACCCUCUAAUGCACCCCGAAUUUAUGAAUUAAAAAAGGAAAUUGCAUCAAUUUCUCAGGGCAUUCUCUCAGUAACUGAUUAUUAUACAAGAAUUAAAGCAUUUUGGGAUGAGUUGUACCAUUAUCGUCCUCUCCCAACUGUUAGUACUGAAGCUAUGGAAAUCCUAUUAAGUUAUCAGCAUCAAGAUUGUGUGAUGCAAUUUCUUAUGGGAUUGAAUGAUACGUAUGCGCAUGUGCGAAGUCAAAUCCUCUUGAUGGAUCCAUUGCCUCCUAUAAACAAGGUUUAUUCUCUGGUUCUCCAAGAAGAAAGACAGCGUGCUAUAACCUCUGCAGUACCAACCUUUUCUGAACCAUCUGCAAUGGCAGUAAAAACUCAAUCUUUUGCUGAACAAAGAAAAUUCAACAGAGCCACUAACAAUACUAAGGAAGGGUUGUUUUGCACUCAUUGUAAACGACAAGGGCACGUUGUUGACCGCUGCUAUAAACUUCAUGGUUUUCCUUCGAAUCUUCAAAGAAGGCAAAAGGGUUUUUCAAAUCCCAACUUGGCACAAAAUGCUCGGUCUUCAAUCAAUGAAGUUGAAGCUGGAAUAACUCAGUCUGCUAAUUCUGUUUCCAGCCUCCAACUUACUCCAGAACAAUGUCAGCAAUUAAUGGCAUUUUUGCAGCUGCAAAGUCACUCUGGAAACUCUUCUGUUUCAGGAAAUCAAACAGGUAGUGAUGCUCAGAAUCCUCCAAAUCAAAAUAUGUCAUCAGUUUCAGCCAUGGCAGGACCCAGUCACCUUGAAGAUGACUGGAAUGGGAACUAUGCAUAAUUGGCUGUAUUUUUUGAACAAAUCAGUGCUUGGUCCUCAAGAACAUUGGUCUUUUGCUUCCUUGGUUGACAAAUCUGAAUUUUGGCACCAAAGAUUAGGACAUCCAUCUCCUUCUGUUGUGUCUCUUUUGCCCGAAGG